This is a messenger RNA of Pseudomyrmex gracilis, 1504 nucleotides long. RefSeq names its product superoxide dismutase [Cu-Zn]-like. Bases 772 to 1422 code for a protein of 216 amino acids. The transcript is spliced from 3 exons. Gene Ontology annotation, molecular function: superoxide dismutase activity; copper ion binding. Gene Ontology annotation, biological process: removal of superoxide radicals. The record is from RefSeq and is a predicted model, not a curated record. NCBI's taxonomy places the organism in Eukaryota, Metazoa, Arthropoda, Insecta, Hymenoptera, Formicidae.
CGCGGCGCAGGCCACGUGCAUAAACGCGAGGUGCACACACGUCGCAUCGAUGUGUAUCGAGCGCGCGACGUCUCAGGAAAAGGGAAACGAACCGGGCAACGCAACGCGCAAGUUGUUGCGAUCAAGAUUGGACGCAGCGGUGGUAGCCGCGUGGUCAGUCACGAUCGCAUCGUUAAAUCGGUAUCGUUCGUUCGCGAACGAGAAGGAGAGAGCGAGAGAGAAAGAGGGAGAGACCCCCUGGUGUCCCGACGGCUCCCGUAGAGGCGCCUGGUAUCGAAGAACCAACCUGCCUCUCGUCGCGAUUCGUUUGAUGACGUAACGCAUAAGUACACGCCACACACGGGGGAAAUCAAAAGCACGGUUGUUUCUUUUUCUUCGUCGUCAUCUUCUUCUUCGCGGAGAAAGAGAGAGCAGUCGGUCUCCGAAGUCUCCCCGCGAGAAGAUCAUCGGUACGACGCAAGAUCGUUAUCGCGAGAAGUGGAUGAAUCUCGGACUGUCAGGUAUCGUUGCGAUCGAGUUGAGAAGAAAUAGAUAGUACAAGCGCAGGGGAGAAGGAGGAUACGAAGAAGAAGAAGAAGAAGAAGAAGAAGAAGGAAGAGAAAACAGGGAGAAGAGAGGAGGAAGAGCCAAGCUGUUCGAAGACGCCGUCAGGCUCUACCGACAGACUCGCUGUGUCCUCUGAUCGACUUAGAGGACGGCGCACCUGAGCGAGAGAACCAAAUCCAUCGCUCCUGUUUCUUCAGCGCACACGAGCUCUCUCGCACUUGCAAGAUGUGGCGGCGGUUGUCGAUAGUGAUCGGUAUGAUCGCGGCUGCGUCCGCCGGGCCCUACGACAGAAUGGCAGUUUCAAUGAACGAUAGGACGCUGUUCAUCAGAAGCCUGCCGGGUCUACCUGGAGCGAGAAGCGAUCUCUACGAGAUCUACAUGGAGCCGUACUAUUUCGAGAUCGGUCUGAAAGCGGUGGUGGAGCUGAAAGCUCUCGACGAGAACGGCUUGCCAAUAGACGGACCCCGAGGAACGUUAACGCUGGAACAGCAUCCCGAGGGGGUUAAGGUCACGGGCACUGUCACGGGGUUGAAUCCGGGCUUGCACGGAUUCCACGUGCACGAGAAGGGAGAUUUGAGAAAGGGUUGCAAUUCGGCCGGCCCGCAUUUCAAUCCGUACAUGGUGAAUCACGGGGCACCGAGCGAUCCGUUACGUCACGUCGGCGAUCUCGGCAAUAUCGAAGUAACGCAAGACGGAGUGGCGCAUAUCGAGGGCUGGGAUCACUACUUGAGUUUGGUGGGCGUUCGCGGGGCAAUCGGCAGAACUCUGGUGAUCCACGAAAAACCCGACGAUCUCGGUCGCGGAGGUACUGAGGAGAGCCUGAAGACGGGGUCGUCGGGCGCACGCGUUGCCUGCGGUGUUAUCGGGUUCUUGUAGAGAGAUUUUUUACCAAGUUUGGUUGUAUCGCAUCAAAACAAUCGUAUUUCGACGAAGGUGUUUCGGUUCUUAUAUGCGAAUC